This is a messenger RNA of Penicillium longicatenatum, 636 nucleotides long. Its product is annotated as GNAT family N-acetyltransferase. Lineage: Eukaryota; Fungi; Ascomycota; Eurotiomycetes; Eurotiales; Aspergillaceae. The record is from RefSeq and is a predicted model, not a curated record. Gene Ontology annotation, molecular function: acyltransferase activity, transferring groups other than amino-acyl groups. The transcript is spliced from 2 exons. Bases 1 to 636 code for a protein of 211 amino acids.
AUGUCACCUUCUACCUCCCUCAAGCUUGAGCCAUUGACUCUGGAAGACAAUGCCGCUCUGACGAACCUAUGGUUCGCGGCGUUUACCGCGCCCGAGCUUCAAAUGGUCUUCCCAAAUACCCCAGGCGUUCGCCAAUGGCUUCAGGAUGCCAACAAGCAUGAUCUGGUCAACAAACCGUUCCAGAAAUACAUCAAAAUCGUUGACAUGGAGAACAAAGACGAGAAUGGCAGACCUCGGAUCGCUGCCUACGCAAAGUGGGAUUUAUCGACACCCGAGGAGCGUGGACGUCGUUAUCCGCCGUGGCACGAAGAGAUGCCCGGGGAGAUGUGCGAAGCGUUUUUCUUGAAAGAGGAGUAUAAUCGAAGCCGUGUGAUGGGCGAUCGGAAGCAUUAUUACUUGGAUACCGUGGCUACGCACCCUGACUAUCAGCGACGAGGAUGUGGCUCCAUGCUUGUUAAGUGGGGCUGUGACUUGGCUGAUGCUGAGGGGGUUAGUGCGUACGUAGAUGCUAGCAAGGACGGUGCCCCUUUGUAUGCGAAGCAUGGAUUUGUGGACUACAGCAAUCCUGGAGAAGAGAUCGCCUCGAUGGCCAGGUUUUGUAAGACUGCUUCAUCUGAGCACCUGGUGGAUCGAUAA